This is a messenger RNA of Diaporthe batatas, 1629 nucleotides long. RefSeq lists its product as uncharacterized. NCBI's taxonomy places the organism in Eukaryota, Fungi, Ascomycota, Sordariomycetes, Diaporthales, Diaporthaceae. Gene Ontology annotation, molecular function: oxidoreductase activity. Bases 1 to 1629 code for a protein of 542 amino acids. Gene Ontology annotation, cellular component: cytoplasm. The transcript is spliced from 5 exons. The record is from RefSeq and is a predicted model, not a curated record.
AUGGUCCUUCCGAUUAGCAACCCGACAAAGUCCUACUGGAUCGAGGCCGCUGAGUCUCCUCUGAGGAAUUUUCAGUCAACCCCAGACCUCCCCAAGGAGACGGAUGUUGUGAUUGUUGGGAGCGGUUACACAGGCACCACAACGGCAUAUUGGUUGCACAAGCACACCGCCAAAGAUGGGACCACUCCGCGUAUGCUUAUGCUAGAGGCCCGAGAUGUAUGUGGUGGCGCCACAGGGCGGAACGGCGGUCAGCUUCGGCCACAUGCCUACUCUCGGUACUCGAGCUGGUCUAGCCGGUUCGGGCCUGAUGGGGCAUUGAAAUUGGUCAAGCAUGAGAUGGCCCAUCUCGACGCCUUCAAGGCUCUUCUGACCGAGGAAGGCGUUGCAGACAAGGUAUGCUUCAAGCUGGGUGAGACAUUCGACGCGGCUAUGACGCAGGAAGCCUGGGCGCGUCUCAAAGGAGCAUUCGAUGCGUUCGUCAGGGAUCACGGCAGGGACGGCGAGGUGAUUCGAGAAUGCCGAAUUAUUGAAGACCCCAAGGAGGCGGAGGCCUUCACACAGAUGAAAGGUUGUAUUGCAGCUGUUGUGCACCCUACUGGUCAAGUUUGGCCAUACAGAUUCGUUCACGCUUUGCUUCAAAUCGUGCUGGACACGGGCAAGCUAAAUCUGCAAGCCAACACACCAGCUUUGAAAAUUUCUGAGAGAGGUGAAGACGGAUACAUCACCGUGUCAACACCACGCGGCGACGUUCGCGCCAAGACUGUUGUGCACGCCACCAACCGAUGGGCUUCUCAUCUCCUGCCCGAGUAUUCUAACCUAAUCUUCCCUUCGGUCUGUACUAUUGGCGCGAUCAAGGCCCCCGAAGGCUUCAUCAAACACUCCGGCGCUCAGCACUGGGACAGCCAUGUCAACAACUACCACGUGCAGCAGCCCCCACCCUAUAACACGCUCAUAGUCGGCGGCGCGAAGGCCGUUCUCUCGCACUACCCGCACGAUUGGGUUCGCUCCGAUGCGGAGGACAAGCUUAACCCCGGGGUAGCCGAGUUCUACAAGACGUGGCCAAAGAACGACAUCGUGGGCUGGCCGGGGAAAGAGGACGAGGCGGAACUCGCGCUCGAAACAAAUGAGGGCGGAAACUGGACGGGAGUCGAGUCGACCAGCAUCGAUUCCUUCCCGUUCGUUGGCCCAGCCCCGGCCCACCCCGGCCAUUUCGUGGCGGCCGGUUUCAACGGCCAUGGCAUGCCCAGGAUCCUCCUCUCGACGGCUCAUAUCACGCCUCUCAUCCUCCAGGAGCUCGGCGUCAAGUGGACCGCCCCUGAGCUGGUGGCCUCUUAUCCCCCUCUGCCCGAGCCAUUUGUCGUCACGGAUAAGCGGAUCAAGCAGUUCACGGAAGCGGACGCGAAGAGGAGCUAUGACGAAAGUGUAAGGGGCCAUGAGGAAAGCGCCGCGAAGCCGUUCUGCAACGAGCCUCGGUGUCUGUUCUGGAAGUCAAAGGGGACGACGGGGCAGGCGGAGGCUCCUAUUGCUGCAACUCAGGGGCCGGACCUCAUCGAGCAUGAUAUGAUGGACGAGAAGCUGUACUUGAAGCAUGCUCUGAACGAUAACGGAAACGUUGAUGUGGUGGGUUGA